Yarrowia lipolytica CLIB122 is the source of this 600-nucleotide messenger RNA. RefSeq lists its product as uncharacterized. Lineage: Eukaryota; Fungi; Ascomycota; Dipodascomycetes; Dipodascales. The record is from RefSeq and is a predicted model, not a curated record.
AUGUCGUUCAUUGCCAAACACUAUGGAAAGAAGUACGUCACGUCGCACCUCAACGGCGCAAUCAAGACCAACCUCGAACCUGCUCACCCCUACCACUACUACGAGGAAAUCCCUCCUCCUCCUGGAGCCAACGAGAAAGUCAAGCCCAAGAAGAAGAAGAUCAAGCGAACUCUGCCCCAGGGUCUGCAGAAGAAGGAUGAAAAGGUGCUCAAGUCGUUCCUCAGUUGGUCGUACCAGCUGGAUUGGAUCUUUGACAUGUGUGGCUUUGGAGUAGGAUGGGCCACCCUCAUUGGUCUGGUUCCAGUCGUGGGAGACCUCUUCGUCUUCUACCUGGGAUACAGACUGGUGCAGAAGGCCAAGAAGCAGCUGACUGAAGGUUUGCCCCCAGCUCUGGAGGCUCAGAUGAUUCUCAACCUCGCUAUCGGAUGUGGUAUUGGAUUCAUUCCCCUGGUUGGAGACGUGGCAAACGCCGUGUUCAAAUGUACAACGAGAAACGCCAAUCUGAUGGAAACGCACCUGAGACAGCAAGUGGGGGCCCCAGCGACUCCAAUGCAAGACCCGCCGUCCAAUUCGACCGUGGUCGGGUCUCACGGCAAGUGA